Messenger RNA from Abrus precatorius (Indian licorice), 2240 nucleotides. Its product is annotated as bifunctional dihydrofolate reductase-thymidylate synthase-like. Gene Ontology annotation, molecular function: dihydrofolate reductase activity; thymidylate synthase activity. The record is from RefSeq and is a predicted model, not a curated record. Bases 141 to 1739 code for a protein of 532 amino acids. The transcript is spliced from 12 exons. Lineage: Eukaryota; Viridiplantae; Streptophyta; Magnoliopsida; Fabales; Fabaceae. Gene Ontology annotation, biological process: tetrahydrofolate biosynthetic process; dTMP biosynthetic process; one-carbon metabolic process. Gene Ontology annotation, cellular component: mitochondrion; cytosol.
GUUUUCCUUAUUCUCACACACUCUGACUUUUCAGUUUCAGCUACUUCUUUUCCUUUCCCUUUCUUUUCUCAUUUUCGGAUUUUCAUUGUUGAAGAGCAGAAAAUACUUCGCACAACUUUUGUAGGCUUUUGAGUUUUAUUAUGGCUGGUGAUUCUUUUGUAAUUUCCAAUGGGAAUGGCAAUGGUAACGCCAUGUUGCAGCCGCAUCCGCAUCCGCAGAGGACUUACCAAGCAGUAGUGAUUGCUACUAGAGAUAUGGGUAUUUCUAAGGAUGGAAAAUUACCCUGGACAUUACCCACUGAUCUCAAAUUUUUUGAUGAGAUCACUACGAUAACAUCCGAUCCGGGGAAGAAGAAUGCUGUUGUAAUGGGUAGAAAAACAUGGGAGAGUAUCCCUCCCGAGGGCAGGCCUUUGCCUGGUCGCCUUAAUGUUGUUCUGACUCGCUCUGGUAGCUUUGAUAUUGCAACAGUAGAGAAUGUUGUUAUAUGUGGAAGUGUGUCUUCUGCUAUGGAAUUGUUGGCUGCUUCUCCUUAUUGCCUGUCAAUUGAGAAAGUGUUUAUUACUGGAGGUGGUGAGAUAUUUAGAGAGGCUCUUAAUGCACCUGGAUGUGAAGCUGCCCAUAUUACAGAGAUUGAGGCAAGCAUUGAGUGUGAUACUUUUAUGCCUCGAAUUGAUACAUCUGUAUUUCAGCCGUGGUAUUCAUCAUUUCCCUUGGAGGAAAACAACCUCCGCUAUUCUUUCACCACUUAUGUGCGUGUGAGGAGUUCUCCAGCGGAGUCCCUGAGUCAAAAUGCUGAUCCAUUUAAUGAUAAUAAUUCAGAUUCUCUAAAAUUUGAAGUCAAGAAAUUUUCUUUUCUUCCUAAAAUGAUUUUUGAGAGACAUGAGGAGUUCAAUUAUCUUAGGUUGGUUCAAGAAAUCAUUUCUGAAGGUACAGCUAAGGAUGAUAGGACAGGAACUGGUACCUUGUCAAAAUUUGGUUGCCAGAUGAGAUUUAAUCUGCGCAGAAACUUUCCGCUUCUGACAACUAAGAAAGUAUUUUGGCGAGGGGUUGUUGAAGAGCUUCUUUGGUUUGUCAGUGGCUCAACGAGUGCCAAGGUGCUGCAGGAAAAAGGCAUUCACAUAUGGGAUGGGAAUGCAUCAAGGGAGUACCUCGAUAGCAUUGGUUUGACAGAAAGAGAAGAGGGUGACUUAGGACCUGUUUAUGGGUUUCAGUGGAGACACUUUGGAGCCAAGUAUACUGACAUGCAUGCUGACUACUCCGAGCAAGGAUUUGACCAGCUUUUAGAUGUUAUUGAUAAGAUAAAGCAUAAUCCAGACGAUCGACGGAUCAUUCUCUCAGCGUGGAAUCCAUCCGAUCUUAAAUUGAUGGCACUUCCACCCUGCCACAUGUUUGCGCAGUUUUAUGUAGCAAAUGGGGAGUUGUCGUGUCAAAUGUAUCAACGAUCUGCUGACAUGGGCCUGGGUGUGCCAUUUAAUAUUGCAUCAUAUGCGCUCCUGACAUGCAUGAUUGCUCAUGUUUGUGACCUCGUUCCCGGUGAUUUUAUCCAUGUUAUUGGGGAUGCCCAUGUUUACCGCAAUCAUGUGAGACCUUUGCAGGAACAGCUCCAGAAGCAGCCAAAACCUUUUCCGAUUUUGAAGAUAAACCCGAAGAAGAAAGAUAUAGAUUCUUUUGUGGCUGCUGAUUUCAAUCUCAUAGGCUAUGAUCCUCACCAGAAGAUAGAAAUGAAGAUGGCUGUUUAGGAAUCUGAGAUUAACAAUCCCUUCUUCAGGCUGUAAUGCUUUUUGAAAUGAGGGUAUAUGUUAAAUUUAUGGACAAAUAAAAGAACUACUAGUUGGACAUAUUUCAAGUUCAUCAUAUUAACAUUGAGAAUCCUUUAGGUCCACAACUGUCGUGGCUCUAAGGUGAUUUAGGUUAAUCGCAUUUUCAUUUCUUUCCAAUUAGACGUUCUGGUAUACAUCUGAGGGAUCAGCAUCAUGACGUUUUAAGAUUAGAGGUGUCUUGAGUUGGGCUUUUGGCUAUUUUUGUGAUUCUCCACCUACCCUGGAGCCAACUAAAAAAGAGGAAAGGAGGGAAAGAGCUACGAUCACUUUUUGUUUUUGGGGCCAACCGAGCUGCAAUCACUAUUGGAUGUUUCAUUGCUGCUUGUUUUUUUUGUGGGCUUUGUUACAUCAUUUGAUACUGUUCUUUUUUUUGGCAAUUUUUGUUGUACUUACUAAUUUUCCAUUCAGAUCAGCGCGGCC